CACUCCACCUUGGCCUCCAGCCUGUUGUCCUGAACCUGUGCCCUCUCUGCAGCCUCAGAUCCAGUGCCUGGCUACGCUCUGAAGGGCAUCGUGGGUUUGAUGGAUUUCACUCCAAGGUGCUCACCUGGCCCCUGAGCUUGGGGAACACAUUCCACCAUACAGAGGCAAUCCUGCUGGGAGCCUAGGAUGGAUUGUGGCUCGUGGUCUGUGUGGGGCAAAGGGAUCCAACCUGCCCUGCACAAAGAGCUCAGUGCUGCGCUGCCUCUGAAACACUUGUGAAAACUUGGGAUGAAAGUUUUCUGCAUCCCGUCCUUCCCAGAGUAGUUUUAGGGUAAAACCCGGCAUUCCUCCCCAGUCCACUGCAGGGGAUCUGAGCAGGACCCCCCUCCCCAUGCCUGGGCCCCGUGAGGGGGGCAGAGGGCUGAAACAGCCACCUCAUCACAGGUGCCAGGUGACCCAGUCCCAUCAACUGAAAUGCCACCGGGGGAACACUGUUUUCCUGUCACCCGAUCCCUGGCUGCUGGAAUGUCCUCCUGGGUGCUAUAUAAGAUUGGGGCCAGGGCGACGGCUCUCAGGGCACUGCCUGUGCAAGGCAGGAGCUGGAACGCUGUGCCGAGGUCCCUACGCCCCUCCUCUCCUUCCAGCCCCUCUGCCGCCAUGGUGGGUCUGAAGGCCCCUGAGGUGCCCCCGACGGCCGCCAUGAAGUUCAUCAGUGCAGGGAUGGCCGGCUGCAUCGCUGACCUGUGCACCUUUCCCCUGGACACCGCCAAAGUGCGGCUGCAGAUCCAGGGCGAGGUGAGGAUCCCCCGGACUAUCGGCUCUGUGGAGUACCGGGGUGUUUUGGGGACGCUGAGCACCAUGGUGAGGACGGAGGGAGCCCGCAGCCUCUACAGCGGGCUCGCAGCCGGGCUGCAGCGCCAGAUGAGCUUCGCCUCCAUCCGCAUCGGCCUGUACGACUCUGUGAAGCAGCUCUACACCCCCAAGGGUGCUGAGAACACAGGCAUGGCUGCGAGGCUCCUGGCUGGCUGCACCACGGGGGCUGUGGCCGUGGCCUGUGCCCAGCCCACCGACGUGGUCAAGGUCCGGUUCCAGGCCAGUGGGGCCCUGUCAGACAGUGCCCGCCGGUACAGCGGCACCGUGGACGCCUAUCGCACCAUCGCCAGGGAGGAGGGGAUCCGCGGGCUCUGGAGAGGGACGCUGCCCAACAUUGCUCGCAAUGCCAUCAUCAACUGCGGGGAGCUCGUCACCUACGACCUCCUCAAGGACGCGCUGCUGCGGGCACAGCUCAUGACAGACAAUGUCCCGUGCCACUUUGUGGCCGCCUUUGGGGCCGGGUUCUGUGCCACAGUGGUGGCAUCACCGGUGGACGUGGUGAAGACACGGUACAUGAACGCCAGCCCCGGGCAGUACCGCAAUGCCCUGAGCUGCCUCCUGGCCCUGCUCAUGCAGGAUGGCCCCGCCGGCCUCUACAAGGGCUUCGUCCCGUCCUUCCUGCGGCUGGGCUCCUGGAACGUGGUGAUGUUUGUGUCGUACGAGCAGCUGCAGCGCGCCAUGGCGCUGGCACGGCCGGCCCUGGCCUGAGCCCCUCGGCGCCUCUCGCCAGCCCAGCGAGGAUCAGCAUCAAUUAUAUUAAUUGCCAAAGCGCCGGGGAGCAGCAAAGCCGCACGCUCAGGGAGGGACCAGAGAGACAGAAGGAGGAAAGGAUGCUGUUUGAGGAGAAACAUGGGAGAAUGGAGGUUUUCAAAGAAGAGUUUUAAGGAAACUUUUAAAGUUUUAAAGGAUGAAGGAAAAACGUUUGUUGGCUUUCCACCUGGGAAGAACUUCCCAAGGGCAGUGGUGUAGGCAGGCAGGACCAAGCUGAGGGCCAGAGAAUUCCUGUUAUUCCUUACUGGCGCUUCCAUUAAACCGCCCCUAUGGGGUCUGAUCACA
Molecule: messenger RNA, 1929 nt
Organism: Cyanistes caeruleus (blue tit)
Lineage: Eukaryota; Metazoa; Chordata; Aves; Passeriformes; Paridae
Product: putative mitochondrial transporter UCP3
Biological process (GO): transmembrane transport
Source: RefSeq, a predicted model, not a curated record